AUGAUAAGGUCGCCACCACGGCCCGCUCAUAAACCGUCCGCGAACUCGAGCAUCUCUUCAACUCUUGAUUUGGCGGCAGGUGACGAUGACAGGACAUCAACUCGGUCAGACUCGCCUGUGAGUUCGUCGUCGGCGUCGAGCGACGCGUCCUCAGGGUCGAUCGCGAUCGCGAAGACAGACGCCACAAGGGCGCCAUCAGCAGACAGCCCGGAGAGGAAGAGUUCCGUGAAUCAAGCGAACAGUGUACCCUACAUCGAGACUUCUCCUCAGCCAUCUCCGCGAGUGGGAGAGUUCAAUGACAAACGCAUCAUCAACCCAGCAGUUGUUAGGGAAUUCCGCGAGCAGGAAGGUAUCAGCGAAUCUCCGAGCCGGCCAUCAACCAUCGCGGGGCGGUUGGUCCCACCGGAUGAGAACGAUGACUCGCUGACGCCGCUCUCGUCGUUCACCGCCUCAACGUCUCCAUCGCCAUCGCUGCAGACGCCAUCCGUAAGAUAUUCUGACUGGGUAUCCGAAGUCAUCGCGCCACUCAAGUCCUUCAUUGACGCCAAAUCCGAUCCACGGGACUUAUUCACGGAUCUGCAGGAAGUUGCAGAGGGCGAAAGCGGUUCAGUGUACGCUGCUCGUGUCGUCGCACCAGGCCCCAACGACCCGACAUAUGUCGCCAUCAAGCAGGUCGUGCUUGCGCCUGAGGGCUCGCAGAAGCUUGAAGAUCUCUGCAGGGAGCUGACGCUGAUGAACAAGGUCCGACACCCAAACAUCCUCGCAAUGGAGACGCUGUAUGUCGACGUGAUCGAGGAUGCGCUCUGGAUUCAUAUGGAGCUCAUGGACCGCAGCCUCGCGGACAUUCUCACCCUUGCCGAGCACGGCAUCGUGCUUUCCGAGGUGCACAUCGCGCAGUUCGCUGCAGACGCCCUUGCAGCGCUCGUCUUCCUUAACAAGCAUGGCAUCGCGCACCGCGACGUCCGCUCAGACAACCUUCUCGUCAACGCGCAAGGUGUCGUCAAACUCACCGACUUCACAAGUGCCGUGCGGGUGUCGAAGGCCGCGCCGGUGCGCUUUGAUCAAGCAGGCGUCAUAUACUGGCAGGCUCCGGAGAUGCGCAUUGGCCCAUAUAAUGCCCUGAAAGUCGACGUGUGGAGUCUCGGGGCCACGGUAUGGGAGCUGGCGCAGGCGGAACCGCCAUUCUCGGACGCGACAGAUGCUAGCCAACUUAGCGACAGAUGGCCAUCUGUGGACCACCCCGACAACUAUUCACGAUCUUUCCAUAGUUUCCUAAAGCUCUGUUCAGGGCCGGUAACGUCACGACCAGACCCAGAUGUGCUGCUUAAUGCUCCUUUGGUACAGAAUGCCGACGGUCGCGAUGCGAUUGUCAAGCUGCUCGCCCAGUGCCGCGCGGUGGAGGAGCAGCUGAUGCGAAGUUGA
This is a messenger RNA of Phanerochaete carnosa HHB-10118-sp, 1422 nucleotides long. RefSeq lists its product as uncharacterized. Lineage: Eukaryota; Fungi; Basidiomycota; Agaricomycetes; Polyporales; Phanerochaetaceae. The record is from RefSeq and is a predicted model, not a curated record. Gene Ontology annotation, molecular function: ATP binding; protein tyrosine kinase activity; protein serine/threonine kinase activity. Gene Ontology annotation, cellular component: cytoplasm. The coding region runs from base 1 to 1422 and encodes 473 amino acids. The transcript has 3 exons. Gene Ontology annotation, biological process: regulation of MAPK cascade; protein phosphorylation; intracellular signal transduction.